AUGUCUUUCUGGCCGUUUGGGCAGAACGAGAACUCUAAUAUCAACCGCUUUCUGGAGGAGUACUUCCAAGUUCUUCAUGCGCUCGAAAAGCGUGAUGAGAUCCGAGCUGACUCGCGGCUAACAGGGGAUGUGGCAGCUCAAGAUGAAAUAGCAGCAACAGAUACAGAUGACACCAUUGGGAACCCACACCACUCAGAGGAUGAAACCAGCAUCGCCGGCUCAUAUGGUUCGGCAACGCAUACCACGAGCCGUACCCUAAGUCUGACACAGCUGAGCAGCGCGUACAUCGACAACAUCCUCAGCGAAUCAGAGCUCCUGAACGAACUUACGCGCCAGAACAACACGCUUUUGGACUUUUUAUGUUUCGGCUACUUUUUCACGCCGGAUCAUGUCAAAGUUCAAAACAUCGAGUAUCUUAUCGACCAGCUCAUGGCUUGUGUCGAACACAUCCAAGAUGGUCGCGGCGGAAGUAGUAGGAUGAGCAACUCCAGCAGUCGCGGUAAUGACAGUGAUAGUGAUAGUGACGAUGAUGACGAAGAUAACGAAGAUAACGACGUAGAUGACGAGGACACAAUUUCUACUGUGAAACCGAGAGCAUCGCCUCUCAAUAAAGCUACCAUUAUCUCCGAGAUCUUCGCGCUCGAUAUAUGGCUCAUCUCAGAGUCGCUGGUUAAAAACACUGGAUACCUUAACAAAAUUUGGUCCAUAAUGUACCGUCCAAACUUUGCAUCCGAAAAAUCCGCUUUGGUUCCCAUUUUCCUCAAGAUUAACCAGAACUUGCUCGCGACGCGUCAGGAUCAGUACCUCAACUUCAUUCGGACCAAAGCUACACUGGUAGACGACCUAUUGCAGCACAUCGAAAUAUCGGUGCUAAUGGACUUUCUGCUCAAAAUUAUUUCAACUGACAAGCAGGAAUCUCCUUCGGGGAUCAUAGAAUUGGUUCGUGAACAGCAGCUAUUAAACCGUUUGCUCAGUUAUCUCGAUAACGAAAAAUAUGAACCUGACAUCCAGGCAUGCGCAGGCGACCUUCUUAAAGCUAUAAUAACAAUCUCAGCAAACGCGCCCUUAGAUGACAUGUCAAUUGGGCCCAACUCUUUGACUCGUCAACUUGCUUCAGAAGAAUGUAUGUCAUUUCUACUUGAGACCAUCAUCAAUAAAAGAGGCAACGCUUUGAUAAAUGCCGUUUCUAUCGUGAUAGAGCUGAUACGAAAGAACAACUCUGAUUAUGAUCAGGUUAAUCUACUAUCUACGACUCUAGAGGCUAACCCGCCGUCCAUGAGAGACCCUAUCUAUCUCGGGACCAUGCUGAGGCUGUUCACGCAGAAGUUACCAUCAAUUUUUCAAAUUCUCACUGACGUCGAGACCGAUAGUACUAUCAAAUUACUUGAAAAUCAAAUGGGUGAAAAGUUUAAGCCUCUAGAAUUUGAACGUUUCAAAGUCGUGGAGUUGAUAGCAGAACUUCUCCAUUGUUCGAAUAUGGGUCUUCUAAACUCGAAAAAAGCCGAGCGCAUAGUGAAUGACCGGAAUAAAGCCAGAGGAACAAUGACGAUGCAGCUUCAGGACGCUUUAGUCGACCUCGAAUUACAUGACAACGUUACAAAUACUGACCCUGUCAUGGAUAGCGACCCUGCUUACAUCGAGGAUGUUGACGAGUCCUUCGAUAUCCCUUAUGUUAAUUCAAAACAGAAUACAAAGCUCAGAGAUAACCCCACAGUGGGUGAUUUGUUCAAGAUAAAAGUAUAUGAUCACCAAAUUCUGCCAAAAAUUGUUCAUCUCUUCCUGCAAUACCCUUGGAAUAACUUUUGGCAUAAUGUGGUCUUCGACAUUGUGCAACAGAUUUUCAACGGAAGAAUGGACUUUUCAUACAAUUCAUUUUUGGUUUACUCUCUUUUCAACAAUAAAUCUGCUAGUGAAUACAUGGAAGAUGCAUCGAAGUCAUUUGCACGCGACUUCCAGAUCACUCGCGACCUUGUUUUAGAGGGCUACAGAAAAUCAUAUGCUUUUUACGAGAAACACUAUACAGCUCUCGGAUUUAUGGGGCACUUGGUGCUCAUUGCAGAAGAGAUUGUUAAGUUUUCAAAAGUUUACAAAGUUGAACUUAUAUCUCCUGACAUACAAGCUGCACUUCAGGCUGAAGACUGGGUGUUUUAUUCCGAAGAUGUUUUGAACGACACAAGGAUCAUGUACUCGAAAAUUCUUGGAGGCAAUGAUUAUCUGGAUGAAAAUAACAAUUAUGAUACUGAUGGAACUAAUGGUGACGAUGACACGAAUUCAGCGGCCGAAUCUCAACUUGGUGGAAACUUAAUAAACGUGACUGAGUUGAAUCAGGGUCAAAAUUCUACUCUUUCUAAUUUUUCUACGCAAAGCGACUUGCAUUUGAAGCUAAAGAAAAAGUUGAUAGACCAAGCCCAGGGAGAAGUAGACCGCCAAAAUGAAAAGAAGGGCGUAAUCAUAUUAGGCAUGGCACCUGAAGCUGAGUUUGACAAGGCUUCUGAAAAACAAUGA
This is a messenger RNA of Lachancea nothofagi CBS 11611, 2505 nucleotides long. Lineage: Eukaryota; Fungi; Ascomycota; Saccharomycetes; Saccharomycetales; Saccharomycetaceae. The record is from the annotation of a GenBank genome assembly.